AUGGUUGUCGAUCUUUCCUCUUUCAUCUCUCCUUCAACUCUGCUUGCUUCUCUUCCCCGUUCCCCGGCUCAGUUCCCCCGCGGGGAUGGCUCAGCAGGCGACAGAGUGCAGUGCUACGACCCUGCCACUCUGCAGUACCUGGGCUUCUCGCCUGCUCUGAAAGCAUCAGAUGUGAAGGAGCAUGUAGCGAGGGCACGGCAGGCGCAGCAGCAGUGGGCUCACAGCAGCUUUGAACAGAGGAGGCAGUUUCUGAGGGUGCUGAUGCGUUACGUGGUGGAGAACCAGGACCUCAUUUGCAGGGUAUCGGCGCGUGAGUCAGGAAAGGUGCUGGUGGAUGCUGGGUUUGGGGAGAUCCUGACGACGUGUGAGAAGAUAGCAUGGCUGCUAAGCGAAGGGGAGAGGUGGCUCAAGCCCGAAUACAGGUCUGUGGGUCGAACCAUGAUGCACAAGGUCGCAAGGGUGGAGUUUGAGCCAGCAGGAGUGAUCGGAGCCAUAGUGCCGUGGAACUACCCCUUCCACAAUGUGCUCAACCCCGUGCUGUCUGCCGUGUUUGCUGGGAAUGCUGCUGUGAUCAAGGUAUCAGAGCACGCCAGCUGGGGCGCGCAUUACUACCUGGAUAUCAUCCGCACGGCGCUAAAGGCUGUUGGAGGCCCGCCCGAGCUUGUGCAUGUGAUUACUGGGUUUGGCCCUACGGGGUCAGCUCUGGUGCAGUCUGGUGUGGAUCGACUCAUCUUUGUGGGGUCAACUGCUGUGGGCAGGAAGGUUCUGGAGGCGUCUGCAGUGAAUCUAACACCCACGGUGCUGGAGCUGGGAGGCAAGGACGCGUUCAUCGUGUGUGACGACGCGGACUUGAAGCAGGUCGUGCCCAUAGCCCUGAGAGCCGUUUUUCAGUGCAGCGGGCAGAACUGCAUUGGGGCAGAGCGGUUCUUUGUGCAGGCCGGCAUCUACGACCAGUUUGUGGGGGAGGUGGUAUCUGUGGCGCAGAAAAUGAGACUGGGCUACCCUUUGGCAGAUGAGUUGGGGGACGGAGAGCGAGAUGGGAUGAAUGGGGGAAGGGAAAAGACAACUGUUCCUGCUUUCCAGCAUGAAGGGGCGGGAGGUGGAGAAUUCUACCCUCCAACUGUACUCGUUAAUGUGCGCCCCACUAUGCGCAUACUGCACGAGGAGGUUUUCGGCCCUAUAAUGUGCAUCGUGAAAUUUGAAAAUGAUGAAGAGGUGGUGGCGGCGGCGAAUGACUGUCCGUUUGGGCUUGGAUGUUCGGUGUUCUCCGGGGAUAGGAGGCGCGCUGCUGCUAUCGGGGCAGCGGUGAAAUGUGGGAUGGUGGCAGUCAAUGAUUUUGGCAGCACCUACAUGUGCCAGUCGCUGCCGUUUGGUGGAGUGAAGGAGAGCGGUUUCGGCCGGUUUGCAGGGGUGGAGGGGCUGAGGGGGUGCUGUAACGAGAAGGCUAUUGUGGAGGACAGAUUCUUCUCUUUGAUCAAAACCAACAUUCCUCCUCCUCUCCAGUACCCCCUGGCACCCAACGCAGUGCCAUUCCAGCAGGCUCUGGUGCGCAUGUUCUUCGCCCACACCUUCCUAGCCCAGCUUUCUGGCCUCUUCCACCUGCUGCUGGAGCUCUUGCGCUCUCCCAAGAGGACAAACACACAGCAAGGGUCAAGCUCGGUCGCCCGUGGUGCUGGUGCAGCUUCUGCAGCACGGCGCAAUUCAGGUGUAGCUGCAUCAGGUGGUGAGAGGCCGCAUAUUGAGUAG
Messenger RNA from Closterium sp. Yama58-4, 1746 nucleotides. The record is from the annotation of a GenBank genome assembly. Lineage: Eukaryota; Viridiplantae; Streptophyta; Zygnematophyceae; Desmidiales; Closteriaceae.